Messenger RNA from Akanthomyces muscarius, 3339 nucleotides. RefSeq lists its product as uncharacterized. The transcript has 3 exons. NCBI's taxonomy places the organism in Eukaryota, Fungi, Ascomycota, Sordariomycetes, Hypocreales, Cordycipitaceae. Gene Ontology annotation, molecular function: zinc ion binding; DNA binding; DNA-binding transcription factor activity, RNA polymerase II-specific. Bases 1 to 3339 code for a protein of 1112 amino acids. Gene Ontology annotation, biological process: DNA-templated transcription; regulation of DNA-templated transcription. The record is from RefSeq and is a predicted model, not a curated record.
AUGGAUUUAGACUUGGAUGUCGCUCUUGACCUUGACCCUCGCCCCGGCGUUGGCCCGGGCGGCUCAGGCUCAGGCUCAGGCUUCGCAGCGUCAACGAUUCAGCCAAACGGCUGCCACAGCCUCGUCGUUUCCAACGCCCCCAAGAGGCCGUCGCUCGCUGUCGAUUCUUCGCUCGUUCAACAGCUCGUCUGGCCGUCCAACCUGAAUCCCUUUGCGAACCCCCGCCAUUCGAUCGACGUCACUGCAACCACCACCGACGCCUCCUCCUAUCAGCCUGUGCUGCGACCUUGUGCGCCGCCUGGUCUCACCCUCGACGUCAGCGCCGCUGCGCUCCUGUCCUCCCCAGACUCGAUUGCCUCCUCGGCCGCCAGCGCGGCCUCGUCGCACUUUAACCUCGGGCCCUGCUUCAGCGCGAGGGGCUCUGUGAGCUCUGCGCUGACCUCUCCCGCCUCUGCUGGCAGCGGCAUCUCGCCAGGUUCCUGCGCCCGACCCAGAACGCAGAAGUCCAGCAUGUCUGGCCGCGCAUCGGCCAAACGGCCAGUUGAGCGCGGGGGAAGCAGCGGCGAGGAUAGCCCUGCGCAGUCUGCAGCUGGAAGCCAGAGUGGUGCCAAACCAAAGGUCGCUCGUGUAGAGCGACCGACAGAGGACUUUUCGUCGGUGGUCAAGAACCGCCUGCAAUCUUAUACACGCACCGGCCAGGCUUGCGACAGAUGCAAGGUUCGAAAGAUUCGAUGCGAUGCCCUCCCCGAAGGCUGCUCUCAUUGCAUAAAUCUAAACCUCGACUGCUACGUCACCGACAGAGUCUCUGGCCGCACUGAACGCCGCGGCUACAUGCAAGAGCUUGAACGAGAUAAAAAUGGCAUGGUCUCCCACAUUCGGCAGCUUGAGAAACUCUUGCUAGAGAACGGAGUCCAAGUCCGACCCUGGGUAGAAGAAAAGCUGGACUCUGAUGCCGAUGCCGAAACCUCAGAGGCGCUCCCCAAAGAGUCUCCGACGUCCGACUGGGCGCAGGUAGGAUGUCUCUGGGUAAAGAACUAUGCAAAAAAGCCUUCCUACUCUCCACGAUUCCCGCGCAGCAAACUGGAAAGCCGUUCAGAGUCCAAAGGAACGGUUGCGGGCCGCGCCGUUGCGCCGCUCAAUUCGAUGCGCGGCACCAAACUCACCUUUCUCGGCACCACGAUUGACACAAGCUCAUUCCCGAUGCCAGAUGUUGAUGAGCCCGAAGACCCCACCGAUACAACGCCUUUAUACAACAAGUCUUCGCAUGCCUUUCUUCAGACCACAGCAGGCGUCAAUCCUCCCGUCCAGGUCGAGCUUCCGUCGCGGCAAGAAGCUUUCACGUACGCGGACUGGUACUUCAUGACAAUGGGUGCAUUCAUUCCUGUUCUGCAUCAGCCUACUUUCAUGGCAUUGCUUGCGCGUGUAUAUGAUGAGCCGGACUUUCAUCCGACGGCCGCGCAGAUUGCGCAGGUCCACAUGGUAUUUGCGACGAUCCUAUUUCAAUAUGGCGUUCGAAACUGGCAGCAAGCUGACCAGCGCUAUCAUCUCAACGAUCUCUCCAACAAGCACUUUCACUUUGCUGUAUCCAAAUGGCAUCAUUUGCUGCUGUCGAGGGAUCUGGAGGCUGUGCAGGCUUUGGCCCUGAUUGCAUCUCACGUUCGGCAGUUCCCUAAGCUCGGGUGCGGAUCUAUUGUUGCGCAUGCGGUGCUACAGCGCGCAAUAGACUUCAACCUGCAUCGAAAUCUUCAGCAAAAGGGCGAGAAGACCAACCUCACCAACGAGAUGCGCAAAAGGGUGUGGUGGAGCAUUCUAAUGACCGUCGUCUCCAUUACUGGCCGUCGAGGGUAUCCUGUUCCCAUUGCCGUCGAGGAAAUCGACGCCGAGUUUCCAGAGCCGAUUGCAGAUGAGUUACUCGCCGAAGAAGGCAUUGAUACGUCACGCACUAUCCCCUGUCCCUUUGAAGCUGCCAUCGCUGGAUUCAAGAUCACACCGAUUUUCAUGGAAGUCUUUUCCAACAUCCACAGCGUUCGAGGCGAUCCUGACAGCUAUGUCUCUGUUGUUGAAGCCCUGGAGGAGCAGCUUCAGCAAUGGGAGUCUGAUUUGCCCGAUUCGCUCAAGCUCUCCGAAGAUGCCACUGUGGAUAUACAAAUGCUAGCGCCUUUGUUCAUGCGCACGUACGUGCUGGAAGUCCGUCUGUCGCUUCGCCACCCCGGCGUGGCCAUGACAACAGAGAAACAGAUCAUUGCAGACAAUACCCGCAUUUGUUCAGAGACUGGUCGAGAAUUCCUGCAUGUUGCGCAAAAGAUCCAGCAGCUCAAAUGCUUGGAUACGACUUGGUACACAGUCUCGUUUGCCUCUGCAUGCAUAUUUGCCAUGUUGGUUGCACAAUGGGAAAAGCGCUUCGAGACCACAGAAGACGAAUUCGUUUCCUUGCAAAAAGACAUGGCUAGCUGGAUGUCCAUCUUGGAAGACAUUGGUGCAAUUCUUGAUGCCAAAACGAGCAUUGCAGAUGAAAUUCGCCGAAUCAUGGAGCGAACACUGAGCUGGAUCCGACAUGACAUGGAUCACAAAGAAAACGACACGAAACAGACGGCAGCGAAACCAAUUUCUGGCAAAGGCAAGCCGUUGCCCAAGUCUCAGCCAAAGGGCCGCCGUCGUUCAGACUCUCUUCCUCGGAAGCAAUCACGGAAGCCAAGCCAGCCACAAAAUGAAGAGAACUCCCAUGCGACUCCAAAGGCUACCCAUCAAGUUCUGCCACAGGCAGUGGCUCAAGCGCCAGUUGUCACUCAAGCACCAGCUGGGGAGCUUGUGAGCCCCACGGACGCAGAUGCACCAAGCAAGGGCUAUUAUUCCGAGCAACCAAUGGCAGCGCAGCAGAACUACCAAUCCAUGGCGUAUACCGCCGCUCAACCGCAAAGUAUGAGCUCCACUGACUACCAAGCCGAUGCAUCGAUGCUGUACCACAACCCAGCCGCGAAUGUUGCGUCGAUAGCGGACUCAGUAUCCGAAAACCCUCUGAUUGCGUUUGCCUCCCAGGCGACUCAACAUAUGCCGACGAACAACGAGGCCAUGUACAUAUGGAAUGGCCGCGGAAAUACCUGGCAAGAUUGGACGACCGCCAUCGCAGACACGAACGAUCGGUACAGCGCGAAUGCUCUGCUAACAUUGGGCGGCGGCGCAAUGCACCACCAAGGCGAUCAGCCGCUGGACUCAUCCUUCAUCAUCAACCAGGGCAACUCUUUGGGGCAGCAGGGCGGCGGUAUGCACCAGGCGGCUCAGCCUGGGCAAACGUGGCCAAUCAUGAUGUUUGACAACAACAACUCGGCAACGUCGGGAUAG